GCUCAGCAUAUUGGCGGCUGCUACACAAUUUCAAAUGGCAACUUUAUCAAGAAUGAAAUUAGAUAUUUUCCCAGCUUCAUGUUCACAUGUAUCUACCAUAGUUUUUCUUCAUGGAUCUGGAGACACGUCAGAAGGAUUGCGGGAAUGGCUUUUCAGUAUACUCAGGAAAAGGUUUUGUUUACCACAUUCAAAGAUCAUCUUCCCUUCUGCUCCGUCGCGACCUUACACGCCGAUGAAUGGGGCUCCUAGUACGGUAUGGUUUGACCGUAAGCGUAUAGCACCAAUCGAACCUGAAGACUUGGAAAGCAUUGAUCCCAUGUGUGAAGAGAUUGGCAAGGUUAUACAGCUCGAGGUGGACCAAGGAAUUCCAAGGAAUAAAAUCAUAGUUGGUGGAUUUUCAAUGGGAGGAUGCCUGGCCUUGCAUGUGGCAUAUCGGUUCCAACAAGAAAUUGCAGGGGUUUUUGCUCUCUCAUCUUUUUUGAAUGACAAUUCUAAAGUUUACCAGGAUCUUGCAUCAUCAAAUUGCCGUAGACCUCCCCUAUUCCAAUGCCAUGGAAAGGUUGAUCCGUUGGUCCUCUAUAAAUGGGGUGAAACUACCAAAGACUUGUUAACAAAGGCUGGAGUCACAUGUCAGUUCCAUAGUUAUCCAAGACUCUAUCAUGAGAUGAAUAAAGAUGAACUUGAUAAACUACAAGCAUGGUUUGACGAGACAUUUACAUCAUCAUCAUGAAAUCAGAUAAUUUGUUUUCUUUCAUUUUUUAAGUGAAAACCUAUUUCAAUAUAUAAACUGGGUUCCAAUAGAAACUUAUCAAACUUCACAAGUGCACUACACAAAUUCCAUUCAGUCAAAAUGAACACAAUUUUGGUACAGGCUAGCUUCAAUAAUCUUUACUAAGCACGUGUCAAUAAUUAAGAGAUUGGUUUAAUCACAAAGAGGCUGUUGCCCCUCAAAUCAAUUGGUUCCGGAAUCAAAAGUCACAAAAUGGCAAAAGAAAGACAAACUAGAAAUGCUCGGCGGGUCGCGCGGCCGAGCACAUGUAUCCCCCGAACCCACCGCAUCAUUGCGAUAUAUAGAGCUCGCACAGAAAUUUGACAAAUAAAUACAAUUACCAUGGCAACGAUGUCUUUGCCCACACCAAAUCAAUAGAUGGCUUUGCUUUACUAUAAUGGACCUUCAUGUUAAAUUUGAAGAUGAUCGGAGAACAUGAGCGCUCACAAGGAAAUUUCUGUGGCGGCGGCGGGAAGAGGCCAAAUCCAUAGUAUCUUCCGAACUCUGUUCGGGGGAUACAAUGAAAAUUAGAUGGGAUGAAACAAGCUUACCAGUUUAUUAAUGUUCACAGUAUGACCAUCGGCAUGUUAAAUUGAUUGCCUCAAUAAAUAAGAAGUUACAGGAAGUUAAAAUUAACAUUUUAAACACACCUAUUGAGGUCAAAGAAGCAUAAUGUAUGAAUGGACUCGAUAGCAGUCAUGACCAUUUGGUUUAAUCCCAUCUCAUUUUUAUUGGUCUUUCUUUUGCCAUAUUGUGACUUUGGAUUCCAGCACCAAUUGAUUUGCGGGGCUCGAGCCUCUUUGUUAUGAAAACAAUCUUUUGAUUAUUGACAUGUGCUUAGUAAAGAUUAUUGAAGCUAGCUUGAGACAAUUUUUUUUUCAUUUUGACUGAGUAAAAUUUUUGUAGUGCGCUUGUGAAGUUUGUUAAGAUUCUUUUGGAACCCAGUUUAGAUUAUAUUUUCAAACAUCAGGUUUUUUUUUUCUACAUCAGACCGAUAUUUAUGAUGAUCUAAUUCAAUUGUCAUGUGUUCAAAGAUAUAGUUGAAUACUUGGUUAAUUUGAAUCUACAUUAUAAUUGCUUGGAAUCAUUGCUUUCUUCAAUAAUUUUUUUUUUGGUGCCGGGGGAGGGGGGAUUGGGGUAUGAUCAUUUUUGGUAUCCAGCGAGUAAAAUAUGAUUGCAUUAAAAAUAAUUACAACAUUUUCGAGCAGAAGACAUUUUCAGCUUACUAGUCAUUUAUCAAUGAGAAAGUAAGAAUCAAACAUAACUUUCUAAACUGUUCAAAUGAUAUGUCUUGAGCUUGGCGAUGUCCAGUCAUCAGUUGUUUGAAGGAAGGAUAAAAAGCAAUGUGUCUAUAGAUGAUAUAUUGAAUCUAAGUGCAAUAGACUUAUAAUCCUUGUUUUGUGCAGACAAAAUCAGCUAUAAAGAAAACACAUUGUAGAAAAUUGGUCCUGAUAAUCAAUUCUAAUUUGCCUAUCCAUCUGCCAAUUACUGUUUAUUUUUAUUUUUUACUGAUACCACACUUUUAUUACCGCUUUUCAAAUGACUUGUUCUUUUCUCUUUCACAAAGCUUCAAUAUAUCUGUCUUAAUUUUCAUAUUUUAUACCACCAAUCAUUUUUCGAAAGAUUUUUUUUAAUUUGCUAUUAUUUACUUUAAAAUGUGGGAUAAAAUGAAGAGGAUUUCAAAAAUGAAAAUACAUUUUAAAAUCUCUAAAAGGUAUUAAAUAUUAAUAAAUCAAGGUAAACAAAUAUAUGAUCAAAUGGAUGAGCAAAGUUAAUUUGCAUUUUUCUUCUAUUGUUUUAACUGAUGAAAUAUAUAACAUAAUUUUUACUUAUAACUGAUUAAAAAGACAUAUUACAGACUGACAGGUAUAGGAAUAUAAGUUGUUAUGCAAUAUAAAGAGUUUACUAUACAAGUUGAUUUGUAAUAAAUAUAUGUGGAGAAGAGUGAUCAAAAUGAUAGCACAUGAAGGGAUGAUGUACAUGUAUGCUUUAAUCUGCAAUUAAUCUGCUUAAAAACAAUUGUGGCAAAAAUAGACAGUAGUGAUUAUAUCACAUUUUAUAUCGCAAUUAUUAUGUUGAUUUGGGUAAAAUAUUGUGCUUUUUAUGAAAGAGUAAUGACAAUAUUCUAUUAAGUGUAUUUUACACUUUUAUUAAGUGUAUUUUACACUUAAACAGUAUGAUCCAUUUAUGUUUGGAGUCUGAAAGGCAUUAAAAUGGUUUUGAAAAAAAACCACAAUAUGUAUUUUGAAAAUGCAUUUGGGUAAAAUAUUGUGCUUUUUAUGAAAGAGUAAUGACAAUAUUCUAUUAAAGUGGAAGUUCACCCUGACAAAACCUGUUCACCCUGACGUCAUAUGCGAGCAGCAUUCCUACAUAGCGAAUGGUAAAAAAUCAAUGAAAUGUCAUUUUCUCAGAAAAUUGAAAAUGGUUUUCACUGUACCUUUUGUAUAUCAACAGACAAAUCAUUUCACGCCCGAUCAUGAAUAGAAAACAAAAUUAAGUCAUUAGGAACCAUACAAAAUUUGAAAUUCAUGCAUUUUAUAUUACAUAACACAUGGGGCAGCUGCUUGUUUAUGACGUCACAAAUCCAAAACUUUGAACUCUAAUAACUUUCUUACUCUUUAACAGAUUUUCCUCAAACCUUCACCAAUAUUUUUUACUAUUUUUUUCUGCUAUUUUUACAACAAAGUUUUCUUCAGGGUGAACUUCCCCUUUAAGUGCAUUUUACACUUUUAUUACUUGUAUUUUACACUUAAACAGUAUGAUCCAUUUAUGUUUAUAGUCUGAAAGGCAUUAAAAUGGUUUUGAAAAAAACCCCACAA
Molecule: messenger RNA, 3588 nt
Organism: Lytechinus pictus (painted urchin)
Lineage: Eukaryota; Metazoa; Echinodermata; Echinoidea; Temnopleuroida; Toxopneustidae
Product: lysophospholipase-like protein 1
Exons: 5
Coding region: 35-730 (231 amino acids)
Biological process (GO): protein depalmitoylation
Cellular component (GO): cytoplasm
Molecular function (GO): carboxylic ester hydrolase activity; palmitoyl-(protein) hydrolase activity
Source: RefSeq, a predicted model, not a curated record